AGAAUUUAGAUUUAAAUAAAUAUAUUAUUAGUCAGCAAAUAUAUUAUUACCCAGCAAAUAAGUCUUUUUAUCUUUAGAUAUUUUUUUCUUCAGUGUAAUAAUAAAGUUAAAUGAAAAUGACAAGCGUUAGCAAAUUGGCAAAACAGCUGAACGAGGAGAUCAUUACUAUAUGUAUAAAUUAUUUAUAUUACAUUCGAAGUUCGAUAUGUACAUAGCUAUAAACUAUUUACGAUCUUUAACUGAGAGCAGAAGCAUUCAUUACAGAUUCAUAUUGACGGACCGUUAUUCGGCUGUCCAGUUCAAUAAUUUUCAAUUAAAUUUCAACUGUGAAGUAAUUUGACGUGUAAAAGAUUUCUUAUUUUCCGACCGUUGGUUUUUGCAGUAAUUAUCGUCAAAAUUCUUUCUUGUGUGAAAUAAAAUGUAGGUAGACAGUAAUAAGAAAUUCACGAAGCUGCAUUUAUUUGUCAAAAUGUAAUGCGCGCGCAGACCAUGAAUGCCGGCCUGAAUAUCGAUACGACCAUAUCUCUUCAUUUUCAGUGAGUUUGUAAAGUUUGUCGUGAGUUUGUAAGUCUGCAGUUAGAGUCGAGAAAUUACGUUCAGUUGAGUUGGAAAUAUAAUAAAUUAUUCGACGCACUUGCGAAUAUAUGAUGCAUCGCUGUCUUCGUCUUGCCUCCCUGCUUUCUUAAUCCUCUGGCUCCUAAUUCUGCAUCCUGUUUCGUCGGGGCAUUCCGGACACUCGCUCGUGGCACUAAUACUGAGAUUCGCGUAGAUAUGACGAUUCGUUUGCAGAAACCAGUGUUAAUUAAUGCGAUGUCGAGAGCCCGAUUAAAUGAUCCUCCAAAAGUCGGCGAAAUUAAUCGCCGGUAAUUAACGUACGUUAAUAUUUAAUAUACAAUUUACGAUAAUAGAUAUACGAUAUACGAUAAUACGCGUAGAUAAUAUGUACGAUACACACUCAAACAAAUGAUCUUGUAGUCAUUGCGAAGAUUAUCUAGAUACGCGAAAUUAGUUAAGAUGGAUAAAUAGCAAACAUACUGCGAUAUCAUAUAUGUUUGGUAUUUAAUCAAUACAGAUGAUGGAGACGGAAUUUCUAUCUGAAUUAUUUGCGAAACUAUUUGGCAAGAAAAUUUCCCUCUCUCUCUCUCUCUCUCUCUCUCUAUGACGUCCAUACAGCCACUCACGUUUCUUCUAAAAAUAAACUGGCAGACAAAAAGAGUACGAGCGACGAGAGACAAACGGAUGUAUAAUCCUCACACCCACUUAAAUUUGCUCGUAGAUAUUGUUGUUGUAAAUUCUAUGCAUGCACAGACAAUUUUCCAGCAGAGACAACAAACAGCGAUACAUUUCAAUUGCGACAUUUAGAAUUCUACCUGGAGUAGCGGAGCAUUUUUUUGAGUGCGAUAUGUUCCACGUGCGUAUAACUCGCCGACUCGAGACGUAUACACUCGCGUAUGAAAAACAGUACGCGACGCACAAGAGUGCCGAAACAAUGGACACAAUGACACAAAGGGCAUUUCUCGUCAAUUGCCAACCGUCGUUGGCUCACCGUUUAACGGUCGAGUGUGAUGAAAACAAUUAACGCCUUCAAAACAUUGCGAACCUUCAAGACGGUCGAACGUACGUCGCGCAGUUUUGCGAGUGUUUCAUUCCGUUACGAGUCGGCGAGCGACACGCAUAUGUAAAUACGUUAUUUAGCAUUGCGUUUCAAAUAUUUUGCCGGCUUUUAGAAUAUUGCAUCGGGCUUCUCGUUGGCAUCACCUUCUCUCUAGAACCCUAAACAUAGUGUAAGAAACAUCGAAGAAUUGACGUUCCUGCGAUUAGAUAAAGUUGAAGGAAGUUGCAUUGAAAAAAUAAAACAUGUUUUUAAGAACGGUCGAGAAGUUAGCCUGCGUAAAGUUUUACUCAUGUUUCGGGUUUUCUUCUUUAAUUACACGCGUUUCAAUUGAAUCGCGUCUACGCGAGUGUCGGUAUCAGUGUCAACGUCACAAGUGAGGAUCCGAAGUACCACGACGAAGCAGCCAGCAUAAUCAGAAUGCUGAUUCUGAAAGUCUGGACAAGCACGCGAGCAACGAUACAUCAUGUAUUUUUAGAGGUUUGCACCUGUGACGACGCAAAAUGGGAACGUCACUUGUGAUCCCCGUCGUGGAGGAUCCCUCGAGAUGCUGCGAGGAUGUCGCAGCGUACAGAAAUGGCGUACAGUGUCCUUGAAGGGGAGAUGAACUUUGCGAAGAUGCACGUGUGAUACGGGACAGGCUCCGACAAAAUGUUGAUCAAGGAGUAUCGUAUACCGAUGCCUCUCACGGUAGAGGAGUAUCGAAUCGCUCAGCUGUACAUGAUAUCGAAAAAGUCUCGAAAUGAGAGCACGGGCGCCGGUAGCGGUGUGGAGAUAAUCGAGAACAAGCCGUAUAGCGACGGUCCGGGCGGCGACGGGCAGUACACCCUGAAGAUCUACCACGUGGGCAGUCACCUGCCGGGCUGGUUCAAGAGCCUGCUGCCCAAGUCGGCCCUGAUCGCCAAGGAGGAAGCAUGGAACGCCUAUCCCUACACCAAGACCCGCUACACGUGCCCGUUCGUGGAGAAGCUCUCCGUCGAGGUCGAGACGUACUACCUUCCGGACAACGGCCAUCAGGACAACGUCUUCCAGCUUAACGGCAGUGAUUACAGGAAUAGGAUCGUGGAUGUGAUCGACAUCGUCAAGGAUCAGCUCUACGGUUCAGACUACUUUAAGGAGGAGGAUCCCAAGCUAUACGUGUCGGAGAAGACAGGAAGAGGCCCGCUGGAGGACACCUGGCUGGAGGAUUAUUGGGCCGAUGUGGAAGGUCAGCAACAGCCAUCGCCGUCGGGAAAGUCACUAAUGUGCGCGUACAAGCUAUGCCGAGUAGAGUUCCGUUAUUGGGGCAUGCAAGCAAAAUUAGAAAAGUUCAUACACGACAUAGCUCUGCGGAAGACGAUGCUGCGAGCGCACAAGCAGGCCUGGGCCUGGCAGGACGAGUGGAACGGACUGACGAUGGAGAACAUCAGGGAGAUCGAGCGGCAGACGCAGCUGGCGCUGCAGGAAAAGAUGGGUUUGGGUGAUUCCACGGAGGACGAGCUCGGCGAGGAGGCGAAGGCGAUCACUGCAGCCGCGGCGACCACAGCGGGGGCGGCGGCGGGUGCGACGGGCCCGGGUGUCGCGUUGACGCCGCAGGAGUCGGACGUCGCCAAGACGUUGGCGGCCACUUUGGGCAGCAUCGAGAAGAACGACGAGGCGCAGAGCCCGCCGUCCGUCAGGAAGCCGUCCGAUAUUCCCAUCAUCAACACGGCCGGCAGCUCCGAGGGUGAGAUCAGCCCCGAGGACUCGCCGACCGACUUGGACGAAAUCAGAGCCGCGACCGUCGACGAGAAGGCAGACGGCAAGAAGAAAUGGCGGAAGAACAACGUGGCUAUGCACUCGCCGAAUUCCAACAAAAGCUUCGACAUCCAGAUCGCGAACUGGAGGAUGGAGAGCAUCGUCAGGGAAUCCGAGUCCGGCAGCGACGACGAGUUCUUCGACUGUCAGGCUGGGUUCAUUAUACCUGUUAUACGCAAAGAGGACUUUGAAGAUAGCCCUUCAUUAGCUAAAUGGAGUUCUUUGGAUCUUCUAGCAGAAGGGGAAGACGCGACUGUGCGUACACCGCCCGCGGCGAACGAGCAAGAGGACACAAUAUUUUCGCCUUCGUACCUGCAGCGCGUCGCCAGCGAGCGAAACAGCAAGAGACUACAGAUCUGCUCGUCGACCAGUAUCGACGUGUCGUGUCCAGCGUCCCCUCAGCACUCUCCUACACAUCAGCCGUGCAAGAUCACUGUGCUGAUCAUCGUGGUGCACGCCGGUAGUGUUUUAGAUGCGAAUGUCGAUUUAACGGCGAAGAAGUCGGACAUUAUGACAUUCCGUGGAGCUUUCGAGUCCGUCAUGAGACAGCAUUAUCCCAGUAUGGUCGGCCACGUCUGCAUUAAGUUCGUCUCCUGCCCUUCCAUCUGCACCGAGGGUCUUGGAAUUUUGUCAAGUCUGAGUCCGUACAGCUUCGACGUGUCGCCAUCGUGCAUGGACGCUCCUCAAAUCACGCACGACACCAUUCCGAUCGGCGCGAUACCGCUAUUGGCGAGCUCGAGCUCGGACUAUCAGGAUGCUGUCUCGCGCGUUGUGAUGGGCGCUAAUCAGGUGUAUCACGACUUCAUCAAAAGCGACGAGGGCAAGGGUUUCUCCGGGCAGAUUUGCUUCGUGGGCGACUCCGUGGGCUCGAUCCUGACCUACGACGCUCUGUGCAGAGCGACGCAGCAUUCGCGGCACAGCAGCGAGAACAGCAUACUGGAAACCAGCAAUCAGAAUAAUGAAAACGGCGGGAGCACCGAAGAUGGCAAACAUCUGUCCGCGCCGUCUCCCAGAAGAAGAUCUUCUGGCACAAGUGACAAUCCGCAUCACAACAAGCUGGACUUCGAGGUGGGCGACUUCUUCACGUUCGGCAGUCCGCUCGCUUUGGUUCUGGCUUACAGGAAGAUCGCCGCGUCCGGUGAUAAAAACAGCUUCAUCCCCAGGCCGUUGGUCAAUCAAGUGUACAAUCUGUUCCAUCCCACGGAUCCCGUAGCCGCGAGAUUGGAGCCUUUGAUCUCGGCGAGAUUCUCGCUGAUUCCACCGAUCAAUAUUGCUCGAUAUCAAAAGUAUCCGCUCGGCAAUGGCCAGCCUUAUCACUUGCUGGAAACCAUCCAGACUAAUCCGCAGCUGUUCGCUGACGGACUGAAUGUUCCCAAUGUUCAACUGUCGCAUUUAAGAAGACUAUCCGAUAUAUCGCUUCAAAGCACGAUGUCGGGUAUUAUCGAUAGUGUUCCUUUGCAGGCGGUGUCUGCUCUGACGCAGAAGUGGUGGGGCACCAAGAGACUGGAUUACGCACUCUACUGUCCAGAGGGUCUCGCUAAUUUUCCUACGAACGCCUUGCCGCAUCUCUUUCACGCUAGUUAUUGGGAAUCUUCGGACGUGAUCGCGUUCAUCCUGAGACAAUUGGGCAGAUUCGACUUGCAAUUGCUCGGCAAUGAUGAGAAAGACCUCACUUGCUUCCGUCCAGGUCAACCCAGAGAGAAGUGGAAUAAAAAGCGUACCUCCGUUAAACUUAAGAAUGUUGCUGCCAAUCACAGAGCGAAUGACGUCAUCGUGAGGGAAGGUGCACCACAAGUACUAGUCGCUAGGUUCAUGUACAGUCCUAUUGAUAUGAUAACUUUAACAGGUGAGAAAGUGGAUAUCCAUAUUAUGCGAGACGCACCAGCAGGCGAGUGGACGCACCUCUCUACUGAGGUAACUGACAAAAAUGGUAGGAUAAUAUACAAGAUACCAGACGACAAAGCGCUAAGUUACGGUCUUUACCCGGUGAAGAUGGUUGUAAGGGGAGAUCACACAUCUGUAGAUUUUUUUAUGGCGGUGAUACCCCCGAGAACAGAAUGCGUGGUUUUCAGCAUAGACGGUUCCUUCGCUGCCAGCAGGUCGGUGAGCGGCAAGGAUCCGAAAGUUUGGGCAGGUGCCGUCGAUGUUGUUAGGCAUUGGCAAGAACUGGGUUACCUCAUUAUCUAUAUUACCGCGAGACCCGACAUGCAACAGCAGACGGUGGUUUCCUGGCUGUCGCAGCAUAACUUCCCCCACGGUCUCGUCUCGUUCGCAGACGGCCUGUCGAGAGAUCCACUCGCUCACAAAGCCGCGUACCUGAAUAAGCUCGUGAAGGAACACUGUAUGGUAAUCCAUCAGGCGUACGGCAGCGAGAAAGAUAUCAGCGUGUACACGGCGAUAAAUCUGAAGCCGAGCCAGAUCUUCAUCAUCGGCAAGGCGUCCAAGAGGCAUCAGACAUUGGCGACAAUAUUGCACGAGGGUUACGCCGCUCAUUUGAGCACGCUGCAGGCACACGGAGGCUCGCGUCCUGCUCAGGGCAACGCGCGCAUGGUGAUUCCUAGGGGUCAGUUUGGCCUGCCGGGACAAAACGCUUCCCUGCGCCGACGGAGCUCUUUUAGGACGGCGAAGCGUACAAUCUCGCAGCCACCCUUGGGCAAGCCGCCCUUUCCGUUGGAGCGAUCUACGAGCGUCGGUCCACCAGCCACGCACGCCUCGGCAUCAUCCUCGCAGUCAGCGGCGUCCGAGAAACUCUGACGAUUCGCGCGUUGCCGCUCGUUCUUCGAGUCCCGGCGGUAACUCGCGAGGAAAGGACACGAUCACGACUCCUGGUUCCGUAUGCGGAUUAGUUCCCUCCUCGUUUCGUAGGUCCACCUUACGUUUGGACGGCCGUCGUCUUGUUUAGACCCCUACGUCGUCGUGGAUCAUGAUUACAGUGACGUUCAUAGUUUGAGAUUUGUGUGCACGCCGAUCGCGUGGAGUCCUUAGUCCACGUUCCGUAGUUCCUCGAUGCCGUAGACGUCGUUCCUACACACACCUCACACUCUUCGUCACGUGGAUCCAUGGUCUCGCGGGUCCCCAUCUCUUGGAUCUUGGUUGUCACGCGGAAUUCCGGUCGCUCAAACUUACGGAUUCUUUUUUCAUUCCGCUUUAAUUUUCUUUGUCCUCAUUUGCUCUUUUGUAUUCUCGCUUCGCGGAAUCUUGCUUUUGGAUACUUUACAUAAUAAAAUGUUGAUUUCUUCAGGGAGAGUCCAGAGGCGAAAAGGAAUGACUGGAAGGUUCCGUAGUUGUCAGUGCACAACUGUAUAUAGCUUAACAAAGAACAUCGUGUGUAUAGUUUGUUAUACGAUACACAUAAGGCGUAUGACGCAACGUGUAUGUUUGCUCGUGUGCAAGUAGAAUCAAUCGAAUGGAAAAGUUUUUUACCAUUUUGCCAACAAUCAUGAUAAUUUUUGAGGUAUUGACGAUAGAAAGUUGGAUAAUAAAAAUGAAAGCGUGAUUUUGAGAUUGUGAGGGUGAUAAAACGAAAUUUUUAGACGAAGUUUCGUCCAAGAUAUCUGGAUUUAUUGACAAUUUUUUUGACAGAUUUAGAUAUUAGAUGAAACUUUGCCUAAAAACUCGUUCCAUUGUAUUAUCUCAUUCGCUGCUUUUUUUUGUUAUCUCAAUAAUUAUCGUAGUUAUUUGCAAAAUGGCACAUGACUUGCUCGUUCAAUUUGAUUAGCUCUACCUGCCCAUAACGAACAGAUGUACGAGUUGCGUCAUACAUCUUGUAUAUAUAGGGUGGUCCACUUAAAUCGAACACCUUAAAUAUAAAUUAUUUUUGAUGAUACGGAAAAAUGAUUCAGAUGAAAGUGGAAGGGUGGCAAGGGGAACACAUUUUGGUCACGUUUUUUUUCUAAGUGGAAGCGCUAAAAAGAUAUGAGGGUCAUCUUCACUUUUUUAAAUGGAAUUAUGAUUUUUUUUAUAAAUAUGAUUCCUUUACUUAUUUUAUGUAUAAAAAUACUAAGAAGUAUAAUUGUUGAAAAAUCAAUAGAUUUACGAGAUAUUUUAUACUUUAUUCUGACAAAAAAUUUAGUCAAGGAGAUGUUCAAAAUGAUGUCCUCCGAUUUCAAUACAUUGAAAGUGAAGUUUGCGCUAAUAAAAAUAGUACUGUAAAAAUCUUACUUCUUAAAUAAAUCGUCUGAAUGCGUGAAUUUUUAACAGUCGGAUUAAUAAUUUUUUUUUAACAUUUUGUAUUUCAAAGCAAUUCUAGUCUCGACAUUUUUAUAUACAUAUUAGGAUUUUCAUUUCAAAAUGUCUUCAGUAACCUGUCAUUCACAGGUAUCACAAUAAUGAUGAGACAUUCCGUAUUGUUGGACAUUAAUAAGUGCAAUGGAGUUCUUAUCAGUCAUUCCUCUUCUUUAGUAUUUUACAUCCAUACGGUUCGACAUAAUGAGACAGACUAUACAAAGACUAGAUUAAAAAAGAUUUCUUGUUCAGUCUCGCGGAUCCUGCAUCAUGUGGGGGUCCUCGUUACUGUGAAUUGUACAUUUUUCUUCGGUUUCGCGAAUCCUCGUACAGCUCCAGUUAUACGUUUUCUUCCGUUAUAUAUACGGAUCCAUCACUACCUCUUCCGUAUUAUCCCCGUAUCGUUAUUCCGGAAUCGACUUCCGUCGCGUAUGUACAUAUACUCAAGAUUUUUCACUUGUAUACUUUGCAUCAUUUUUUGAUACGACGAGAGAAGCUAACCGAUAAUAUCAUCUUACGUUGUAAACUUACUGUUCUUUCUACUUUUAAGUAUAUUCUUUCUCCCGAUAUCCGCGCGAGUGACGCAAAGGUACAUAAAUUGACGUAUUAGCGGAGAGCUUCGUUUGGCAGAACAAUGCGCCGAGAAUGAGAGAAACUUGUUGAAACUGUUACCUGAGUCUACCCGUUGUUAUUAAUAAGGAGAAGUAAUAUAACGUUAUCUGUGACAGACAUACACACAAACACACGACACAUACACACAGCACAUAAACACAUACACACACAGCGACGCUUAGAGAUAAUUAGCGCGUAAGAAGAUCUGUUAGUACUCUACUCAUUGCCAAAACGUUGUAGAGAGGUGUAAUACGUAAUGCUGUGCAAGGUCCGCGCCGAGUUUUUUUUCAGGGCUACUUCUCUUCGCGCGUGAUGCUUGUAUCACUGAGAUAGGAAGAUGUUAAGCGAGGUAGAGAGUGUGUUUCGCACGCGUGGCGCGAAUCUACAAGCGUCUUCGCAUCUUAUUGUUGUACGCGAUCUCCACCCAUUCGCGCCAUCGCGUUUUCUCCAGUUGCGUGUAUACGAGAAAGAGGUUCGAUACCGGCACGAUUAAGUGUUAUUUAUUCGCGAAGAUAAACGGUAGAGACGGAUGUUUUAUCGAGUCUAUCGUGCAGAUGUUUGAAAUGGAACGAGUAAUAAUUAAGACGAGAUUGAUAGUACACGGGGAGAAUAUUUAUAUUGCAGCUUUUUUUUAUAGAAAUUCUUUUCAAUUUUAUUAUAUGCUUUCCAGUAGUGCAGGAAUAGACGACCAGCAAAUUUCAUUUUGCUAACAAACACAAUGAACGAGGGAAAAAUAAGAACAAGAUUGUAAAUAAGAACUUUCCUUACUUAUAUUUCUUAUUUAUAAUUUAUGAUUUUCUUGUUUUCUUCGAAAUUUUUUAACAGUGGACGAUAUAUGGUAUUAGUAGUUUUAUAUUAUAUAUUAUAUAUUAUAUAUAUAGUUUUUUACCGUUAUAUAGUUUAUAGUACCAUAUAGUUUAGUUUAUAGCAUAGUAUAGAGUGUAUUUCAGUUCCGAAAAUACAUAUAAAUAACAUAUAUGAAACGGAAGAGUAAUAAAUUGAGGGAGAAGAUAUCGAUAUAUUCCUCGAUUGCGUAAAAUUCUGAAAUAAUUUUCAUGCUAAAUUCUUUCCGUACAAGUUUUUAUACGGAAAUAACAGUGCGUUUGUUUACAGUCGUUAUUAUAACAACUCAAGUAACAAUAUCGAUUCGACGACGUUCUAAAGAAUUAUUUUCUCGAAACUUUAUCUCUCUUUCUUUCUUUGCGACGGAAUCACAGGAACUCUUUCUGGCGAUGACGAUAUAUAAGAGAAACGUUUUGCGCAUUUUUUCACCGAGGAAGGUCGGAUCGAGUGUGUACAUCAUUGUUACGUUAGAUGAAGCAUCGAGAUAUUUAGAAGAUAAGUGAUACAAAAGAAGCUACUUCCCUCUUGUUACAUAGACGCCUAGAAAACCUGUAUCGGGCGAUGUAAAUAACGUUGCGUUUUAUGUAAAUAAACACGUUAAUCGCGUGAAGAAUAUGAGAGAGAGAGAGAGAGAGAGAGAGAGAGAGAGAAAGAGAGAGGAAGAGAGAGAGGGAGGGAGAAAGAGAGAGUGUGUUGAGAUCACGUUGACAUGACUAGGUGCUUUGUCGACAAUAGUGUGACGAGAAAAACGCGCGGAUUCGGAGCCGAGACGAGAUACUGUUGAGAUGAUCAGUCGAGGUUUAACGAGAUAUAACUUUGUCUCUCGAUCACGAUCUUCUACUCUUGCAAAUCAGGGGAUUCCUACGAAUGGCUGGAAAUACUUGACGGAGAACAGUUAGAAAAGUCGAUCGAGGAAAGAGAAGAGAGAUCAUUCGUCCCGGCUCCGAAUCACAUCUAUGGGAAUAGGAGUGACAUAAUCAAGAGUAUUUUAAUACGCUUAAAUCUAUCACACAACUGAUGUUAGAAAACAAUAAAUCUUUUCUAUGGGCGCGGAUUCCAUGUACACGGUGUCCCGAUUCACACGUUGGUAACGUUGGUAGAUUUCUCGCGGCGAAUCUUUUUUUCUAACAGAGAUUUCAUUGACAACUCUAUCUUAUAUGGUAGUUUUAUUUCCACGAUUGUAAAGCACAUAAUAGUUGCUUAAAUUUUUUAUGUAAAUUAUCGAGCGCUCCGGAUUAAAUUGUUCUUUUGACUCGCGUGUCUAUAUUUAGAUAAAUACACGCGUAAUUGUAUCGUCUCGCAUUUUUGUUGAGAUUCUUAUUGCCGUGUAAUGUACAGAUAUGUUUUCUGGUCAACUUCCAAAUCGAGUAUGUAAGUGAGAAAUUAACACAAGCCGAGAAAUACAAUCUUGCUGCAUUCGCGGCUAGGGACACCCUGUAGAACAGAAUUGAGCGCGACGAAGGAGACAGAAGUGAAUUUUCAAAUGGGCGAAAUAUUAACUCGGAUCAUAGGCAGAAUAUCGCGCUUGAAUGAUCAAGGGCUAUAUUCUGAACGCAUGGGCUCAAAAUAGAUACCUUUCUGAUUCUCAGACUUGAACGUUCCAUGUGACGUUCGUACAAGAAGCACGCAACUUGAAAUUAGAAAGGUAUCAAUGAAGCUACGGGAAGUCGAUCGUGAAUCUUUUUCUCUAGAGUAAAUUAUGUACUUCUAGCUUGAAUAGUGAAGAUUUUCUGACUUGAACAUGUAUGAAAAUCCUCGCUUUUCACGAGCCAACUCUAGAGGGAAUGAUCCACGAUCGACUCUCUGCAGUCGAAUAGACGCAAUCGUCGAUUCUAUUUUAGUAGAUCUUGUUCGACCUCCAUCGCAAUUUUGUUGUCGACAUCACCGAAUACACACGGCGGAUCGCACGUCAAAUCUGUCACUCCUUCGUUGAGCGACUGUCUUAGCAGAAUCGCUAAGCAAAAUCCGCUCGCCACAGAGUUGUCUGGUUCUCGGCGAUGCCCCUUGCGUUGGCGGCGCGUCACGUUGCGUGCCGACAAUCUCCCGAUCCUUCACAUGAGGAAGCAUUACGUAUUGCUCAAAUGCUAUGUUAGCUGUGGUGCUUGCAUUAAGCAAGUUAACAUUAUCAUUAAACAUUGAUUAUCUGUCUGUAUUGUUGUAAUAUGGCACGAGAGUAGUUCUAUAUACAGACGUCUACAUUUAAAAGGGAUAUAUAUAUAUAUAUAUAUAUAUAUAUAUAUAUAUAUAUAUAUAUAUAUAUAUAUAUAUGUGAUAUGUUCCAUUUUAACUUAGAUACUGCAAUAUCUCGAAAAUAAUGCAUUUUUAAAAAAGUAUUUCCAACUAAAGUUAUAGGAUAUCGAGGGGGAAAAAGAUUUUCUUUGAUUUUGAAAAACUCCGUCAAAGGGGGUCAAUUGUAAUUUUUUAAGUGAAAACAUAGUUUCACUAUAGUUUUUUUAAGCAUAAGUAAAUUACUAUGACCAUUCUGCAUACAAAAGUAUAUCAGAAUAAAAUCAUCGAAAAAUGAACAUUUUUGUCUCGACACUUUUCAGCAUAAAAUAUGAAAUAUCUCCUAAAGUAUACACUUUUCGAUAAUCUCAUCCUAGUACUUUUGUAUGCAGAAUGAUUAGAGAAAUUACAUAAUUUAUGUUUAAAAACCAUAUGAUUCUAUUAAAAAGUUAGAGUUGACCUUGAUAAGUCAGGAGUUGAUUUUUUAAGAUCAUUUUAAGAUCAACAAAAUAAUUACAAUCUUUUCUUCCUCGAUAUUCUACAAUAUUCUUUUGUUGGAAACUUUUUUUUUAAAUAAAUUGUUUUCGAGAUAUAAUGUUUAAAUGAAAACAGGACAUCUUAUAUAUAUAUAUAUAUGUAUGUAUGUAUGUAUAUAUAUAUAUAUAUAUAUAUAUAUAUAUAUAUAUAUAUAUAUAUAUAUAUAUAUAUAUAUCUGUGUAUAAAAGAGAAAUAUACAUAUACAUAAUAUACAAACAAACAAAUCGCGAACUUGGAAAUACAUGUGAGUACAUGUACACAUGUGUAUUCACACACAUAGUAUGCGUAUGUAUAUUCUUAUGGGGUGUCUGCGGAGUUCGCAGUUUCGGAAAGAAAUCUCUCUACUCGAAUUCUUGUCGAGUCGUCGUUUACGGUGAGAUUGACAUGAAGUCGUCGCAAUGUUGUUCGGGAGAUUCUUCGUGUUAUUCAUAAAGGAACCUCCUAAAACUUUGAUUUCGACAAGGUCUUCGUUAAAAUAUCGUCGACGACGAAAAUUGUCCGAAAGCGAGCAGCGGCCAGGCGGUAGUGGAAUUUUGAUUUCAGAUUGUUGGAGAUAUUUCCUCUCCGACGAUAUACUUGUGGCUCAUGUUACUCGCUAGUACAAUUAAGCUUUCACUUUUACUUAAGCCUAGUCACUUGUGAUCACGUUGAUUGCGUACAGCCAAUGGGAAAACGUGUCUCGUACCGAUUUCGAUGGCAGUUAGAUGUGUCUUAAGAGCAGAAAAUACGUGUCUUCUAAUGAUUUUUAACAUAUUCAAGAGUCGCCCAUCAAAGUCGUCGAGAUAAACUUACAAACCUUCCCUUGCGAGACUUAAUUAAUCGCGAGAAAUGAGGGUGAAUCGAUAUGCAGUAUUUAUGAAAGGCUACUUAAUAGCUAAGCUAAUUGAUUAGAAUGAAAAUGAUCGGUUGUAAUAAGGAUGAUUUAGCGACGCGUAGUUUUAUCAGUGUCUGUUAUCGCUACGUAAACCCGUCGAUAAAAUAGACUUUUUCUAAACUUAAGAAACAUGACGACAAACUGAACGGUCUCCGCGAAGCGCGCAACUCGGUGGACGCCCCUUAGAUGCGUAAGCGACUGCAAGAGAUAUUUUACUUGUAUACUAUAUACGGAUGCGAAUGUGUGGAUCACUAUACUGACCGGUAAUGAGAGUUAUAUUUUUGUUAGCGUAACUUAAAGUGACAAGUAUUGUAAUAAACCAACCUGAAGAGUCAUUGUUUUGUAUUGCGCGCUCUCGCUCUAGUGUGUAACAAUUGUUUUAUAUAUAUACACAUAUAUAAUAUAUAAUAAUGUUGACUGGCUCGAGAGACUCUCCGAUCGAAUCCGCCACUCCCGCGACGAUAUAACUGUUUCUUUUCCUAGAUAAGGGACAUAAGGGAGAUGACGCUUAGCGAAAAAGAAAAACCCAUUGUAUCCCACUUCCUUCAUUGGAUAUUAAUAGAUGGUAAAUGAUGAUUGUGGUUUAAUUGUGCAUUCGAUCAUUGCUCCCUUCUCAGUCGUUGAGUCGUAAUCCAUACAAAAGAAAAAGCUCGAAAGGCUUUAAGAAUUUUUUACUAUUACUAAUACUUAUAAUUUUCCUGAACACACAUACACAUGUACACACGCACACGCACGUACACUUUGUAGCUGCUUGAGUGAUGGCGAAGCAUUUGCGUCAUAUUAUAUAAAUAUUAGAACUUUUAUAAUUCAUUCAUUAAUUUUUGUUACAAACAAAAACUUAACAAAAUUUUGCAAUCACAAAUAAAUAGGUAGAACCAUAUCUUCCUAUCUUUUGUAAUUUUAUCUGCAUAAAAGCGCGAUACGUUAGUGUUGGAUAGUCCACGGCUUCUUAAAAACGAAAUCAAAAGAAUUUCUAAAGAUUUGCCUAUUUCGACUUGUUUCAGGCAAGUAUCGUCUAAACUAUUGUAUCAAUUUUUUUAGUAAUAGUACUUUGAAACCUUGUUUUUCUCGUUCUUCCUACUUUUUUUUCCCUGUUAGAGUGUAAAAUAAAUUUAAUAAACUGUUAAAGAACUCCGUAUAUAUAUGUAUAUAUGCGGGACACAUUAUUUGGUAACAGUUAUUCAUACGUCGUUAUAUUUUCGAACAUAAUUCAGUUUGUCAACAAUAUACAUAUGGCAUUUAGGAAAAUAAAUAUUGUAAAUACCUUUUCAGUGUCCUAUAAUAUGAAUAUAUACAUCGAAAGUAGCUUGUAAAUAGCUUCCUCAGUGAACAGUCUCCUCAGAACAAUGGUCAGUUAUAUCUGAGAACUGUGCGAAGACAAUAAACCAUCUAAUUUCUCUACUAAGGGAAACAAAAUAUAUCUUUAUGGCCAUUUUCACGGAUUUUUUGUCAGAUCUGAUACAUUUUCCAAAAAUGUCAAGCAGUUAUAUAUGUUAUGGCGAUUUCUUUCAUCCAAACGUUUGCCACGUUUGCAAGAAGACCAAUGAUGGUGAUUUGAAAAUAUGUGAUAGGUGCUACAUGAUCUCUUACUGCUCCGAUUUACAUUUGUUAGUAGAUUACAACUGCCAUAAGAAAUUCUGCAGUUCCAUAAAAAAAUACGCAAUAAAUAAGGACGGCGGGGAUUGGCGCUCCAUUCGUUUAUCCACGUUUCAAUGGAUUCAGUCCAGAUAUGAGUUUUUGCACGAAAUAUCCUUGCAGUUCUCAUACAACCUAGCGUUGUACGAAAUCCAGAUGAUCACUUUCGCAAAAUCAUGUUAUAUGUGCCAUCAACAAAAUUAUUUGCAUCCCUGUCAAACGUGCUAUUCCGAACAUUAUUGUGUUGAACAUGCAAGACACUUUUCAGAUUUUCACUCACCAAAAUGCCAGGCGUUGAAAUUAUAUCUCAACUCAAAUAUCCUAAAUCGCGAUUUUCAUAUACCUGGAUAUACAAUGCACUCGUACCGGGAACAAUAUAUUGAAUUUCCUGAUGAUGAGAGACCUGUUGAAAACAUGGAAAAUUUUAUUACGGGGUAUGUACGGAACUAUCAUCAUAGGAACAUUCGAGCCUGGACUGCUGAUGAAUAUGUGUAUUCCGAUUACGUAUCACGCCCGUUAACGCUGUAUGAUGGAAUGAAGAAAGCCGGAUUAUUAGAUACUAUAAACGUAGAAGAAUGCGUUGUACAUAUAAUAUCGGAAGGUUUCGUUGAAAGACAAUAUGUGUAUGCUUGGGAAAUUCUCUUGCAUCUUUUACAUCGCAUCAAGAGUUUAAAAAUAGUACUAAUAGGAAAAAGAUUAAAAAUAGAAGGUUUUUGCCUUCAAACUUGUAAGAACUGUAUUAAGCGCCACCAGAUGUAUAUGUUCGAGUCUUAUUGUAUGUUUUACAAUGAUUAUGCGUCCGGUCCGUCGUUUCGGCAUCCAAAUGUGAUUGUAACGUUUCAAGCACAUUUUAAUUCAUUCCAGUGGACAUGGAAAAAUAUCGUAUUGGAAUCACAGCGCAUAAAAUGUGCAUAUUUUCUAACUGCUGGGUCACGAACAAUAGCGGAGGCGAACGUACAAAACAUACGAGAAGUUAUAAAGGUAGAGCCUAAAUAUAAUGCACCAAAUAGUUUUAAAUCUCAUAUGCCAUGCAGACUAUUGUCUUCUAAUUACGUUGGUUAUCCUAAUUCGUAUGUAACUAUUUAUGAUAAUUUAAAUUCUCAGAAAUCAGAAACAGUAACCUCUUCUUCUUGGAAGUUCUGAGCACGAUAGAUUUGAAGAUCUUGUGCAAAAUAAUUGCUACGUUUCUUUGAUAAAUUGCGUAUAUAAAUUCCCAAUUUUUUAUAAAUACAUUAUGCUUACUAAUAUAUUGUGAAUGUGUUACUCUUAGGCAUAUUUUUUUAUGGUUUUCUUUAUCAAUUAUGAAUAUUUUUAAUAAAAGAUUUAAAUAUUUAUUUGUUCUUAAA
Messenger RNA from Odontomachus brunneus, 15685 nucleotides. It is a transcript of the gene rdgB, whose product is annotated as protein retinal degeneration B. The record is from RefSeq and is a predicted model, not a curated record. Gene Ontology annotation, molecular function: phosphatidylinositol transfer activity; phosphatidylcholine intramembrane carrier activity; metal ion binding. The transcript has 23 exons. Lineage: Eukaryota; Metazoa; Arthropoda; Insecta; Hymenoptera; Formicidae. Bases 2264 to 6142 code for a protein of 1292 amino acids. Gene Ontology annotation, biological process: phospholipid transport. Gene Ontology annotation, cellular component: cytoplasm.